UAAUUACUUCAAUGGAUUCCACACUCUCACAGGUCAUCUUUUCUUUCUUUCUUCUAUCAUGAAGAACUCAUCAAUGUCAUGUUUUUUAUUUGUUCUUCUUUUUACUUUUCUCUUAUUUAUACAGGUUUUAACUCAGAAAAUAUCAAAUAAUGUAGAAGAGAGAAUUCCAGCGCAUAGUAACGUUGCAUGGCCUAAUGAGUUAGAAGAUGGUUCAACAAGUGGCUCAAUUGGUUAUCAUCUUCCCCAUUACUACUUUCAAGAAGCUAAUCCUUCUUUGGUACCUAACGCUGAAAAGGGUCACUAUACUACUCCUUUGGUUGGCUAUACUCCCAGUGACUAUCAACUUGACAAAACAAUGAUAGGUAUUAAAUUUCCGGGUGGUAGUAUAAAUUUCCCUUGGCCAUUUUCAAGUUCUAUGUUUGUGGCACCAAAAAAUGAAGCAAGCCCUCUUUAUACUUCAACUAGUUACUAUCCUGCCAAUCAAUAUCCAUCAUACUUCGGAGAUACUGAAGAGAAUCCUGAAAAUAGAAGAAUGGCGGCGAGAAAUCGUAAAUUUAUGAUGGAACCUUCAGAAGUUAAUAGAAAGACUUCUAGCAUGAUAUAUGGCGGUAAAGCAUAUGGAGACAUUGAUGAGGAAACAACAACCUAAUACCAACCUAUUCAAUCAUAUGCAUAUUUAUGUAACCAAAUAUAUAAUAAUAUCGAUGUGGCGUAUCUUAUGACCUAUUUAUACAUGCCCUAAUAAAUUGUACCAUUGUGUAGCAUUCGUCUUUAUAGUUAUUGAAUAUAUA
Messenger RNA from Arachis stenosperma, 791 nucleotides. RefSeq lists its product as uncharacterized. The coding region runs from base 59 to 649 and encodes 196 amino acids. NCBI's taxonomy places the organism in Eukaryota, Viridiplantae, Streptophyta, Magnoliopsida, Fabales, Fabaceae. The record is from RefSeq and is a predicted model, not a curated record. The transcript is spliced from 3 exons.